CAAAAAGCGAGCGUGUUGUCGAGGAGUUAGCCCUCAGAAUCUCUCCAUAUCUCAACUUUGAGAGAAAGUUCAAUAACCAUAACAAAAGGACGUGGACUACACAGACCCUCAGUUUUCCUGAUUCCACUCUGAAUGUAAUCACAUCUUGGAGCGGUACCUCCAGCUGAACGCUUUCUUUAAAUUGAGAGGAUUUCGUUUGUUUACCUGAAAUGCGUAUUUUUGCAGGCUCUGCUGGUUCGUUCUUUUAAAACAUUUCGUUUACCAGGGUUGCUACAUUUUUGCAUCGCUAACAUUUAUUUUCUUCUUUAUUGUAUCACUUUUUAUUUGGGGGAAAGUUGUUAUGAAGACCACUUAAACAUCCACGUUCGCCCUUACUAUGGAAGGAUCCAGCGGGUCUAGUUUUGGAAUAGACACUAUUUUAUCCUCGGCCAAUUCUGGUAACCCUGUACUAAUGAACGGAGAUUUUCGCCUCAGUGACAGCAGGACAGCGGAUUUCAGGAGCCAAGCAACGCCGUCACCAUGCUCGGAGAUAGACACGGUGGGCACUGCCCCUUCGUCCCCCAUCUCGGUCACCAUGGAGCACCCCGAUCCGCAUAUGGUGCAAGAGAGCCUCCAGCACCAUCAUCUCCAUCAUCACAACCAGGCGCAAAGUUUGCAGCUCUCGCCCCAACAGCAGCAGCAGCUCGCAGCGGCUGGCUGUGUACCACGGACUGCCACUUCUUCAUUUUUAAUCAAAGACAUUUUGGGCGACAGCAAGCCGCUCGCAGCAUGCGCACCUUACAGCACCAGUGUGCCCUCACCUCAUCACACCCCCAAAGCGGAACAUUGCUCACCUGCAGACGGCUUCAGGCCCAAACUGGAUCAAGAUGAAAACAGAGGAAAGCUGGACAAAAGAGAUGAUAUUCAGAAUGACAUGAAAUGUAACGGAACAAAAGAAGAAGAAGACCGUGAGAUCUCCAGCAGCAGAGACAGCCCGCCGUCGCGCUCCAAGAAGCCCCGCAAGGCGCGGACAGCCUUUUCUGACCAUCAGCUCAAUCAGCUGGAACGCAGCUUCGAGCGCCAGAAGUACCUCAGUGUGCAAGACCGCAUGGACCUUGCGGCCGCACUCAACCUUACUGACACGCAGGUCAAAACCUGGUACCAGAACCGACGGACGAAAUGGAAGAGGCAGACCGCUGUCGGAUUAGAACUCUUGGCCGAAGCUGGAAAUUAUUCUGCCUUACAAAGAAUGUUUCCGUCGCCCUAUUUCUACCACCCGAGUCUCUUGGGGACCAUGGACAGCACAACAGCAGCCGCCGCAGCAGCGGCCAUGUACAGUAGUAUGUACCGGACUCCUGCCGCCCCGCAUCCUUCUCUUCAAAGGCCACUUGUCCCCAGGGUGCUCAUCCAUGGCCUUGGGCCUGGGGGGCAACCAGCGUUAAACCCACUGGCAAACGGGAUUCCACGGUAAAAAAAAAGAGAGAAAAGAAUUCAAAGACAAUUAAAACAGUUUUCUUUUUUCCACAUGAGAUGUAUGGGACUGCGCCGAAUUCUGAAAAAGACAAACCUUUUAAAAAAGACAAUUUAUAGACCGUUUUACGGAUGAAGAGCAAAAAGUACUAUUUAAUAUGAACUGACGUGAACACGGACACUCACAAAGACCAUGACAGAAAAAGGACUGUUCUCAUGUCUGUCUGUUUCUGUUUUUGUUUUAUUUUGUACAAAUACACUUAUACUAGCAAAUAAACUUAUAAAGUUUAUUAGAUGGAAAGAAAGGGUUGAAUAAAGUCCGACUGAAAACUAAA
Messenger RNA from Clupea harengus (Atlantic herring), 1784 nucleotides. RefSeq names its product BarH like homeobox 2 (gene barhl2). Gene Ontology annotation, biological process: regulation of transcription by RNA polymerase II. Gene Ontology annotation, molecular function: DNA-binding transcription factor activity, RNA polymerase II-specific; RNA polymerase II transcription regulatory region sequence-specific DNA binding. Gene Ontology annotation, cellular component: nucleus. NCBI's taxonomy places the organism in Eukaryota, Metazoa, Chordata, Actinopteri, Clupeiformes, Clupeidae. The record is from RefSeq and is a predicted model, not a curated record.